Molecule: messenger RNA, 1479 nt
Organism: Cyprinodon variegatus (sheepshead minnow)
Lineage: Eukaryota; Metazoa; Chordata; Actinopteri; Cyprinodontiformes; Cyprinodontidae
Product: dimethylaniline monooxygenase [N-oxide-forming] 5-like
Exons: 9
Coding region: 7-1479 (490 amino acids)
Molecular function (GO): NADP binding; flavin adenine dinucleotide binding; N,N-dimethylaniline monooxygenase activity
Source: RefSeq, a predicted model, not a curated record
CUCAUCAUGGUGCAGAGAGUCGCAGUGAUCGGGGCCGGCCCCUCUGGUCUCACCAGCAUAAAGGCUUGUCUGGAUGAGGGCAUGGAGCCAACCUGCUUUGAAAGCAGCGAUGACAUGGGGGGGCUCUGGAAGUUCAAGACAUCAGUGAAGAAAGUCACGCCGAGGCCGGACUUUCCUCGCACCGGUCAGUGGGAGGUGGUGACAGAGAACAAAGAGAGAUUAGAGGAGAGGCAUGUGUUUGAUGCAGUUAUCUGCUGCUCGGGUCAUUACACCUACCCUAACCUGCCUCUCAAAGACUUCCCAGGAAUUGAGACAUUUGAGGGGAAGUACCUCCACAGCUGGGACUACAAGGGACCUGAGGACAUGUAUGGGAAGACAGUGGUGGUCAUCGGCAUCGGUAACUCAGGAGGGGACAUCGCUGUGGAGAGCAGCAGAGUUGCAGAGCAGGUGUAUCUGAGCACCCGUCGGGGCGCCUGGGUCAUCCGUCAGGUUUCAGAUAACGGCCUGCCGGUAGACAUGAAGUACAACACCAGGUUCGUCCACAUCCUGUUCCAGCUGCUGCCCAUCAAUUUCUUCAACUGGUUUGGGGAGAAUAAGCUGAACGCCAUGUAUGACCACACCAUGUACGCCCUUAAGCCCAGACACAGGCUUUUCAGUAAGAUCCCAGUGAUCAACGACGACCUGCCUCUAAAGAUUCUUUCAGGAUCUGUCGUCAUCAAACCAAAUGUGAAGGAAAUUUGUGGUUCCACUGUGAUUUUUCAAGAUGGCAGCACAGUGGAAAAGGUGGACACAUUGGUGUUUGCAACAGGGUACAACUACGACUUCCCCUACCUUCCAAAAAACCUUUUAUACAAGUCCGGCCACAGAGUGGGUCUGUACAAGCAUGUGUUCCCUCCAAACCUGGAGCAUCCUACUUUAGCUGUGGUGGGAUUCAUUCAUGCAUUAGGAGCCAUCAUGCCUCAAGCUGAAAUGCAAGCUCGCUGGGUGGCACGUGUCUUCAGAGGACUCAAGAAGCUUCCCUCCAACCAAUCCAUGAUCAAAGCUGUUGAGAAGGACACUAAGAAUAUUGAGAACAACUAUAUUGUGUCGAAGUUGACCCCUCUGCAGGUGGACUUUGUGUCCUAUAUGGACGACAUCGCCGGAGAGAUCGGAGCGAGGCCGAGUCUACUCUGGCUCUUCUUCACAGACUACCAGCUGUUCAAACAUGUUCUCUGGGGUCCUGUGUCCUCCUACCAGUACCGGCUGAUGGGACCGGGAAAAUGGGAGGGGGCCCGCAAAGCCAUCCUCACUCAGUUUGACCGCAUGUACAAGCCCCUAAAAACCAGAAAGCUGGAGGAGAAGGAAUCCUCAGUUACUGGCCGCCUGGUUAAGCUGAGCCUCUUGAUCCUGGGUGGAGGGGGCGCUGUAUACUACUUCCACACACAUAACCCAGAGACCAUACCCACCCUCCUGUCCAAACUCCGUCCACAGACAGUCUGA